AACAGUUGUCUAGAAAGAUCUUGCAACCGAAAAGUUGAAAACAGCACACAAAUUCACAUUAACAAACACAGUUAACAACACGACAUAAAAAUCAUCAUCAAUAAUUAUAAUCAAACAUACAUACACACACAUACAGCCCAAAGACUGAAAAAGAGCGUAGAUCCAUCGAUCGAUCCAGGCAGGCAGGUUUUCAAUUUGCAAAAUCAAAUCGAUCAUGCCUUCCCGUCGACGAACGCUUUUGAAAGUCAUCAUCCUCGGCGAUAGCGGUGUUGGCAAGACCUCGCUGAUGAAUCAAUAUGUGAACAAGAAGUUUAGUACUCAGUAUAAGGCUACUAUUGGAGCUGAUUUCUUGACCAAGGAGAUUCAGUUUGAGGAUAGGCUCUUCACUCUUCAGAUCUGGGAUACUGCUGGACAGGAACGCUUUCAGAGUCUUGGUGUUGCUUUCUAUCGUGGUGCUGAUUGUUGUGUUCUUGUAUAUGACGUAAAUGUGAUGAAGUCAUUUGACAACCUAAACAAUUGGAGGGAAGAGUUUCUUAUUCAGGCAAGUCCUUCGGAUCCAGAAAAUUUCCCUUUUGUUGUUCUGGGAAACAAGACAGAUGUAGAUGGUGGAAACAGCAGAGUGGUUUCUGAGAAAAAAGCAAGGGCGUGGUGUGCCUUAAAGGGUAAUAUUCCAUACUUCGAGACCUCUGCUAAGGAGGGCAUCAAUGUGGAAGAAGCAUUCCAAUGCAUAGCAAAGAAUGCACUGAAGAGUGGAGAAGAAGAGGAAAUAUACUUGCCGGACACCAUCGAUGUUGGAAGCAGCAGUCAGCAGAGAUCUACUGGAUGCGAGUGCUGAAACAUUAAAAAAUUCAAACAAGUUUCUUUUUGAUUCUUAAUGCAUUUGUGUAUUCUGUAUCAAUGUAGCCACAAGGAGUAUCUGGUGGGUUUAUAGAGUUUCAUCUGUACUUUGUCUGUUUGUGAAAUCCUUUGAUGAUCAUCUAGUGGUGGUUAAAUUGUAGACUCAAUUGUAUAAUUUGUACAAUGCACUAUAUGUGGAGAUGUUAUCUUUGACUGCAAAAGGAAAUGCUGAGAUCGUAUCUUUGAUUGCAAAA
This is a messenger RNA of Daucus carota subsp. sativus, 1091 nucleotides long. Its product is annotated as ras-related protein Rab7. The record is from RefSeq and is a predicted model, not a curated record. The transcript is spliced from 7 exons. Gene Ontology annotation, molecular function: GTPase activity; GTP binding. Gene Ontology annotation, cellular component: vacuolar membrane. Bases 215 to 835 code for a protein of 206 amino acids. NCBI's taxonomy places the organism in Eukaryota, Viridiplantae, Streptophyta, Magnoliopsida, Apiales, Apiaceae.